GAGUACUGCUACCGGUUAGUGCUUGAUCGUUGAUUAUCGUUUUGCAAAUUCGCAAAUAUUGCGUUCAUACAUUCAAGUAAUUGUAUAUUGUUUAGCAAAUUAGUAAACUAAGGAAUAUUUUUAACACAACCUGUUUAACAAAGUGGUAAACAUUUAUUAAGUAAACCUUCCAAGUGAACUAAGCGGAAUCCUGUUUCUAUAAUGGAAAUUAACGAGAAUAAUUUCGAGCGUCUAGCUAACUACUUGCAGCAAACACUUAGCCCUGAUCCAGAAGUGCGUCGGCCCGCGGAGCGCUUUAUCGAAAGCAUCGAAAUCAGUCAAAACUACCCACUGCUUUGUCUACAUCUGAUUGACCGACAGGCGGUCGACAUUACCAUACGAGUUGCAGCUGCAAUUGCAUUUAAGAACUUUGUUAAACGCAACUGGGGCUUUCAUUUGGAAAACGACGGACCUGAUAAAGUAGCCGAAUCCGACCGAAAUGGCAUCAAAGCAAUGAUUGUCCCAUUGAUGUUAAAAUCCCCGCUUUCUAUUCAAAAACAACUUAGUGAUGCUGUCAGCAUUAUCGGCAAAUAUGAUUUUCCUCUCAAGUGGCCCCAGUUAAUGGACGAAAUGAUUGAAAAAUUUGCAACCGGUGAUUUUAACAUUAUUAAUGGCGUUCUUCAAACGGCUCAUUCUCUCUUCAAGCGAUACCGGUACGAGUUUAAAUCUCAGGAACUCUGGGAAGAAAUCAAGUUUGUACUGGAUAAGCUUGCCAAGCCUUUAACUGAUCUGUUACAAGCAACAUUAGGUCUCGCAGAAGCGCAUGCGAAUAACGAGGAAGCGCUAAAGAUAAUAUACGGCUCUUUGGUACUUGUAUGCAAAGUGUUUUAUUCACUUAACUCCCAGGACUUGCCGGAAUUUUUCGAAGAUAAUAUGGAAACUUGGAUGAAGGCGUUCCAUGGAUUGCUAACUGUGGAUAUUUUAUGUUUGAAAACGUCAGAUGACGAGGAUGCCGGUGUUUUGGAAUUGCUACGCUCGCAAAUAUGCGAAAAUCUUUGUUUGUAUGCCCAGAAGUACGACGAGGAAUUUGGACCUUAUAUGCCACAAUUCGUCACCGCCGUAUGGGAGUUGCUGGUGAAUACAGGAAUUCAAACAAAGUACGAUACACUCGUUUCCAAUGCAUUGAAUUUCUUGAGUACAGUCGCAGAUCGCAAUCACUACAGACAUUUGUUUGAGGAUCCAAAUGUCCUGGCUAGCAUUUGUGAAAAAGUUAUCAUACCAAAUAUGGACUUUCGAGUUUCUGACGAAGAACUGUUCGAAGAUAACCCAGAGGAAUAUAUUCGGCGUGACAUCGAGGGUUCUGAUGUAGAAACACGGCGAAGAGCUGCAUGCGACCUGGUAAAAACGCUUUCGCAAAACUUCGAAUCUAAAAUUAUAGAGAUAUUUGGUCAGUAUUUGCAAGUCUUACUGGCCAGGUAUGCCGAGAACCCAGUAAAUAAUUGGAAAACUAAAGACACAGCUAUCUACUUGGUAACUUCGAUGGCUUCCAAGGGCCAAACUCAGAAAUUAGGAGUAACACAAACGUCCGAGCUCGUCCCGUUGCCUCAGUUUACACAACAGCAAAUCAUUCCGGAAUUGGAACGAACGGAUGUGAAUGAGCUACCUGUGUUAAAGGCAGACGCUCUCAAAUUUCUUAUGACUUUCCGUACGAUUCUCGGACCACAGAUUAUUGUGGCCACACUGCCAUUAGUUACGAAACAUCUGGCUGCCGGGAAUGUGGUAGUUCAUAGUUAUGCUGCUUGCACUAUCGACAAAAUCCUCAUCAUGAAAGGUCCAGACAACAAAGCAAUCGUUACGAAAGAAAUUCUUGCUCCUUUAAGUGCAGAACUAAUCACCGGUCUCUUUGCUGCAUUUGCCGUGCAGGGUUCGAACGAGAAUGAGUACAUCAUGAAGUGCAUUAUGCGAACUCUAAACACGCUACAGGAGGCAUCACUUCCAUUUAUGAUCGUGGUUCUGCCGAGACUUACAGAAAUAUUGACCGUUGUGUCGAAAAAUCCGUCUAAACCACAUUUCAAUCACUAUCUGUUUGAAACUUUGUCUCUUUCGGUGAAGUUGGUGUGCAAGGCAGAUCCAAAUGCUGUUACUUCAUUCGAAGAAGCUCUGUUUCCAGUAUUUCAAGGCAUAUUACAAAACGACGUUCUCGAAUUUAUGCCAUACGUUUUCCAACUGUUAUCACUAUUUCUUGAGAUUCGCGAAGGACAUCGUGCCAUACCAGACACCUAUUUGUCGUUGUUCCCUUGUCUACUAGCACCAGCGUUAUGGGAGAGACCCGGCAAUGUUACCCCACUUAUCCGACUUUUGUGUGCUUUCGUGCGGCAAGCUUCGCCACAAAUUAGCGCAGAUGGUAAACUGAAUGCUGUUUUAGGGGUAUUUCAAAAAAUGAUUGCCUCCAAGAACAAUGAUCACGAAGGCUUUUAUUUACUGCAAAAUUUAUUGCUGCAUUAUCCAUCGGAAGAGUUAGGUCAAAGCAUGCGUCAGAUCUUUUCGUUGUUGUUCCAACGGCUAAGCUCUUCUAAAACCACAAAAUUUGUACGCAGUUUCAUCGUGUUUCUGUGCUUAUAUGCAGCGCGCGUCGGCGCUCAAGCUCUUGUGCAGAUGAUUGACAAUAUUCAGUCCUCAAUGUUUGGAAUGGUCAUCGAACGAAUUUUCAUACCGGAUCUCAACAAAGUCGCCGGAGAGUUGGAACAAAAAAUCGUCUCCGUUGGCAUUACGAAGUUACUUUGCGAAACUCCGGAAAUGAUAACCGAUCCGUAUGUGAAGUUCUGGCCCCAGCUGCUACAAGCGGUUAUUCAAAUAUUCGAGCUUCCACCUGACGAAACGGCUAGUGAGGGAGAAACUUUCAUUGAAAUUGAAGACGUGCCUGGUUAUCAGGCAGCCUAUUCACAACUUAACUUUGCACAGGCCAAACCAAUCGAUCCACUGCCGGAUGUGAAUAAUAUACGCCAAUUUCUUGUGCAGCAUCUAGGCAAACUGGCCCAAACUAACGCAGGUAAAGUUGGCGUUCUGGUGGCUUCUCUACCGGCAGCACAUCAAGAGGUUUUGCAGAAAUAUUGCGCUCAGGGCGGAGUGCAAAUUAAGCUCUAAAAUUGCUCGCAGUCUGUUGUGCAUCAGAUCUGUACCUUGUGACAUUCUUUUUCGUUUGAAACCAACUGCAUUGAUAAUGUAUAUCAUAAACUGUAGUUCAAGCAAAACUUCAAUAAA
Sabethes cyaneus is the source of this 3240-nucleotide messenger RNA. It is a transcript of the gene Cse1, whose product is annotated as exportin-2. Gene Ontology annotation, molecular function: nuclear export signal receptor activity; small GTPase binding. NCBI's taxonomy places the organism in Eukaryota, Metazoa, Arthropoda, Insecta, Diptera, Culicidae. Gene Ontology annotation, cellular component: nuclear envelope; cytosol. The record is from RefSeq and is a predicted model, not a curated record. Gene Ontology annotation, biological process: protein export from nucleus; protein import into nucleus. The coding region runs from base 202 to 3123 and encodes 973 amino acids. The transcript is spliced from 7 exons.